GGAGCAUUUCCUCCCUUUCCUCCCCUUUCCCUUGCCUCCUCUUUCGUAAGCUAUGUCGACCUUCCCAGACUACUAUGCCCUUCUUGGUGUCUCAAAGACUGCUACAACAGACGAGAUACGUCAGGCUUACAAGAAAGAGAGUCUUAGGACCCACCCAGAUAGAUUGACCAAGGCGACCGUUGAGGAAAGGAAGGUUGCCACUGAGAAAUUUCAGGCUGUGGCCGACGCUUACUACGUUCUCUCGGACCCAAGUCGUCGCUCCGAAUAUGAUAUCUUGUAUAGAACCAAGGCUGGCAACAAGUCCAGCGACCCGGGAUCCUCGCAAAACUUCUUCUCUCAGUUUGCCAAUAUGUUUGCUGGUGCAUCCACUGGCGCCGGAACUGGCGCCGGGCCCCAUGGUGCCAUGCCUGGGCAUCAGCCUGACGCCAACGGCGUGUUUGCGGACGUUUUUGAAGAGCUUCUUCGUCCCGAAGUUGAGCGCGUUGUCCCGUGGUGGUCUUAUCUCGGAGCCGCGUGCGGUGCAGGACUUGGCUUCAUUAUCGCCAAUAUACCUGGCGUCAUGGUAGGCGCUUAUGCCGGCAACCGUCUCGGUGCGAUCCGAGACGCAAAGGGCAAGAGUGUCGCCGUGGUCUUCCUGUCACUUGGCGGUUCUCAGAAGGCUGCGAUCCUUCGGGCACUGGCGUUGAAAGUGUUGGGCUCCGCUGGAAUGUAGACCUGGCAUGAUGGUGUAAUGGAUGUGUUUUUUUCGCAAGAUUGUACAUGGACUUUACUAUCACACAUCUGUUGUAAUUUUACCCGCUUGAUCACAGUACAACUGGUAUGAAUAAUAACGCUUAGUUACAGC
This is a messenger RNA of Coniophora puteana RWD-64-598 SS2, 844 nucleotides long. RefSeq names its product DnaJ-domain-containing protein. The record is from RefSeq and is a predicted model, not a curated record. Bases 53 to 712 code for a protein of 219 amino acids. NCBI's taxonomy places the organism in Eukaryota, Fungi, Basidiomycota, Agaricomycetes, Boletales, Coniophoraceae. The transcript has 6 exons.